Osmerus eperlanus (European smelt) is the source of this 4795-nucleotide messenger RNA. RefSeq lists its product as uncharacterized. The record is from RefSeq and is a predicted model, not a curated record. Gene Ontology annotation, cellular component: nucleus. The transcript is spliced from 17 exons. Gene Ontology annotation, molecular function: exonuclease activity; nucleic acid binding. Lineage: Eukaryota; Metazoa; Chordata; Actinopteri; Osmeriformes; Osmeridae. The coding region runs from base 400 to 3864 and encodes 1154 amino acids.
CAUUCCGUAGCGCUGGGUUUCGGAUCAUUUCAACCUGGGCGUAGAAACAAUCCAUGUCAAAAUGCAGGAUGACUCUUGGCGAUGCUAGUUGGAGUACGUUACUGAUGACUUUGGCUUCGGUACCUGAAAGAAGCACGUUCUUUUCUGUUAACGUAAAUAAUACCGCAUGGAUAGUCUUUUAUACAUAGAACUUUGAAACGGAAAAAUCCAUAGGCUAAUCCUUCGAGCCUUUUCCUGAGUCAGUGCCAACUCACGGGGAGGUGCAGGUAGUGCUAAGUCUGUGCUGUUCCAGUCAGUUUCAUCUUCGUCAAUGUCAUCUACAUUCAUGUUUAUUCCUAAAAACUUGACCUCUGUGAGCGGCCACACUGUCUAUACAAGCAUGCUAAAGAGGAACGGGCAAUGUUUGACUCGCUAUACGAGUCAUCGGUAACAGUAGCAGGACUAAAAAGGAAUCCUUCUACUGCCAUCAAUGGAUCUUCUGUAAGAAAGGAAGACAGGGACACCUGCCUGUUGGAGUUGGAGAGGAUCAACAAAGAAAUUGAAACGGUUAAAAGUGAGGUAGAGAAGGAACAAAAAAGACUGUCUAAGUAUCAAACAGUCGAGGUGGAAAGUACCAGCAUAGGAUCAAGGAAAGUGUCUAUUUACAAACCUGAAAGUGAAGGUAAAGAUUUUAAUGGAAACCGACAAUGUUUGCCUGUUAAACAACACAGUCCAUUGGUGAAGUACGUAGUCGACAACUCCAAACCUAGAACCGAUUUGGAAUAUGAUCCUUUGUCCAACUUCUCUGCUGACUUGCGUUCAGGCAGCUCAGUGGAGUACAAACUCAAGCCUAGUAAGGAACAGAAGGUAAAAAGUAGACAGGUUGUGAAAAGAAUUCGUGAAACGGUGUGUGGUGCUCAAGAGACGCUUCUGUCAUCUGGGUUAGUUGACGAAUCGGAAGAAGAGGGGGUCCUCAUCAUUGAUGUCCCCCCCUCCCCUGACAGGAAGAGGCCUCGAGCUCCAAAGCUCCAGAACGCCCUUGCAGAAACAGAACAGGAAGUCUCAGAGGGAGUUCCGGAAGACAGGUCUGUUCCAACUGUAGCUGGUGUUCCUUCCCCUCUUCCAACAACCUCCCAGGUAGCCAUGGUGAAGCCCCAGACUGUGGUGUCCGAGGCAGAGGAGGUGGUGAGCAUAGACAGCACUGGACACCUGUCGAGUUUCUCCGCUUACCAGAGUAACAGGAGUGAAGUCAACGUCGUGACUGUAUUUGAUGAUUUAUCCAGAUGUCUGGAAGACCUUAGGAGUGAAAGUGAUAGGAUAGUUCGAUAUCAAGAGCCUUUGUCCAAAGUGGUGAGGACCUGUAGCACCGAACCUGACCGGCCCAAUACAGAGUUUUCCACACAGAUGCAUAACUAUGAAGACACACCUGUGAGGGAAUGUGAGACGUCCCUAAUGGCAGAAUCCGGCUUGCUUGAAAGUGAGCUAUCCUCCAUCGAUGCUCAUUGCCCCCCUUUCUCUCUGUCCUACCAACUCCCGACAGAAAACCAGCCUUGUGACCUGCACCAGUCUUAUCAGAGCAUGGCCCAUAACUACUGGUCGCCCCCCCAAAAUCUAUCACCGCCAUGUAACCAGAACAUUCUACAACAACAACCAGCCACGAUGGAAUUUGCUUCUGCUCUCUAUCCUGUAAACGGUAUGGAGCAAGCUGCCUCUACUGCGGGGGUCACCCCAUGUCAGCCUUGCCAACCCCUCCAGGUGCCCUCCACAUCUCAGCCCCAUACAGCUGCUGCAGCAGCCUGCCCAACUGUAGCUCUGUCUGGGCAGCCCGGGCUGCAGCCUGGGCUGGAGCCUGGAGGGCUCCAACGGCUCGACGGCGUCAAGUCGAGUUCGGAGGAGGAGGAGCUCAACUAUUCAGACGUGGAGUUGUCUGACAGCGACCCUAUGGAGGAAUGCUACCGUAUCUUCAUGGAAGCUAACAAGGAGGAGGAGAAGGCUCCCGCGUCCAUUCCUGAUUCACAGGUGGGGAGCGUGGAUGCAGAGUUGACUGUGAAGCCCAAAGCUUUGCCAGCCCAGAGGAAGAGGGUGGCCCAUGUGUCCAAGCUCCCUGAGCCAGUGGCGAAGAGUAAAGCCCAGGUGAUAGUUCCUCUGCAGGGGCCAUCAGCAUCUGCCCCGGCCCCCGUCUCCAGGAUCCAGCAGCUGCAACAGAGAGCUUCCAUGCUGACUGCAGUCCUGAAGGGCGGCCAGGCCUUCAUCUCCUCCUCCUCUUCCGCCUCCACUCAGAGGAAGGUGUUGACACUCUUGCCUCCCCCCACUCAUUCCCCUUCCAAUCACCCCACCCCUGUGCAAAACGCCUGUAUGAAGGUCAUACCGUUGGGUCAUGCCAUCAAGGUGGGCAACAACCUCCACUUCAUCCUACCAGAGGGUAGCUAUGCUCUGCCCUCCAUCUCCACCUCAGGAACGCAGAUUGUCAGCCCAGCCACUCAAAUAGUCAGCCCGUUCAUUCCAGUAACUGGCCAAAUAAGUCCCGUUGCUACUCCUGUAACACCAGUGUUCAGGUCGGCCCUUCCAGCCACCAUACCAAUAACACCAGUGCACCCCCCCUCGGUGUCUCAUCUUCCUGUGCCCCCUCAACCUGCCACUUAUAUCCCUGCCAGGCCCAUUUCCUCCAAGCGGAAAGCCAAGCUCCGUCCUGAGGUCAAUGUUAAAGUCCCUCACGACGUACGGCAGCGUUACGUCAAUCUGUUUGUGGAGGAGUUCCUUAAAACGUCCGGCACUGUGCAGGAGGCCUUUGAAAAGGCUCUGGCUGAGGAGAAGACUGUCUAUGACCGCAGCGUCAACAAACUCAAGUAUCUGAGUGUUGCUGUCAACGCACUGAAGAGGCUAAAGAACCAAAGUACAACCGCAGCCAAAGUUGAACAGGAGGCCAGGGAACAGAUGCCCAGAGGGAAGAUUCCACUCAUGGUCAAAGCCCUAAGGGGAAAGGCUGAUUCUCAGUUGUAUGAGAGUUUGAAGGAGCACCUUCUGUCUGAUGAGUCCCUGACAGAGAACAACUACCCUCUGCAGCAUCCAGAGCAGCCUGGCACUGCUAUACUGUUUUCAGACAGCAAGAAGGGACCGACCGACCCCCUGAAAAGGAUCUGCUGUCGUUGUGGUGCCACUUACUCCGUGGGCCAAACAGGAAAGCCCAGCCGUAGGGAGGAGUGCACCUACCACUAUGGGAAAGGUGUUGAAAACAAAGUACCAGGUGGCGUGGAGACACGUUACAGCUGCUGUGAGGGUGUGGUUGGAGCGCCCGGGUGUCAGGUCUUCAAGCUGCACGUCCACGACGCGAUGAACCUGGAUGGCUUUGUGGGGACUGGCCCCAGACCAGCCUCGGAGCACACCUGCCCAGGUGUCUACGCUGUCGACACCGAAAUGUGCUACACCACCCACGGCUUGGAGCUGGUUAGAGUGACCGUGGUCAACUCGGACCUGCAGGUCAUCUAUGACACCUUUGUCAAACCUGACCACGAGGUCAUCGACUACAACACCAGGUUUUCGGGUGUGGGUGAGGGUGAUGUGGCAGAUGCCAGUCCCUCAGUCCGGGACGUGCAGGAGACUCUGCUGGGGUUCGUCAGCUCAGACACCAUCCUGAUAGGUCACAGCCUGGAGACGGACCUCCGUGCUCUCAAGCUGCUCCAUGGGACAGUGGUGGACACGUCCGUGGCGUUCCCUCACCGUCUGGGCCUGCCUCACAAACUGAGCCUGCACAGUCUGACCACGGACUACCUGAGGAGGAUCAUUCAAGAGAGUGUGGGCGGGCAUGACACUGCGGACGAUGCCUCUGCCUGCAUGGAGCUCAUGCUCUGGAAGGUCCGAGAAGACGGCAAAGCCAAGAGAUGGUGACGGGCUCAAUAAAGACAUUGUACACCUUGUUUAUCCUUUGAAUGUCACAGUGUUACACGUGUUGAAAUGUCACAAUGUCGCUUGUAUAAAGUUUAUUUUGAAGUUGGCUCUGUUCUUCAAAUGGGAAGAGAGUUUAGGUGGAGAGGUGACGUUUUUGUGUUGUUAUUUUGUCACGUUCAACAGUUUGCUUUUCUAUGAGGCUUUAUUUUGUCUAAACUGUCGCUACUGCCUGUGCAAUUAUUAUUUGGGUAUAGUUUACUAUAUAUGAAUUAAGGAACACAUGGAUUGAUAUGGUGAAAGUAAAGAUGCAGUAUAAACAUUGUGUUAUUUAUUGAUUCUUGGCUACAUUUUCUAAUAGAGAUAUUGUUUAUAAUUGGGUUGACACCAGCUCUUAGCAAUUAUGUCAAUUGGGAAAACGUUAAAUGCACACCUGAUAACAAUAAGUGUAAUUAUAUUGUGUGUGCCCCAUAUAAAAUGCUGGCUUGGUUGCUAAUUCUUUUGAAUGAGCAUACACAGGGUGUGCUAGGCAAACUGACAAGCAUGCGACCGAUAACCCCAGAAUCUUUCACCCUCAAACGAGCAGGCAAAGACUCUCGUUCCCUGGUUGAUUCAGUCUGCCUUGCUUUUGGGUUUCCCCCCACGGCCGCAGCACUUCCUGACGCAGAAGCUGCAUGUUUUGACGAAGAGGAAGGUGAGCAGCAGGGUGAAGGCCAGGAGGAAGGCCAGCACGUCCAGACACGAAUACUGAUACCAGGCGAGCUGGUGGGCCUGGACCCGCAGGUGUUUAGCUCCUUUGUUCCUCAUGGUGAACUCGAUCCAGAACACGGCCUCGUCUAAAGGGCUGAUGGGCCUGUCAUGGUGAAUCCUGGACAACUUCAUAGCAUUCUCCUUGUACCUGUCCAACACAGUAAAUGUACAUAGUAAACAUUGA